AUGAUGCCGACUGGUAAGUCCUGGGCUCUGAUGUUCCUAUCAGCCCUUUCACAAACCUACGCCUCCACACCCAAUCGGGACGGCGACUCGCAAAUGGCCUCAUCCCCCGAAUCUUCUGUCGGCUCACCGGCCGGCUCCCGUACGCCUACGAACAAUGCCAGUCUCAAUGACUCCGCGGCAGGAUUUGCGGGGGCUUCCGAACUAUCCCCACCAGGCUCGCAGACACAGAACUUCUCCGAAGUCACGGAGAUGACCGGGCUCGAGAAGAACGGGCCUUCGGAUUUGUCGACACAGGUUGCUGGACAGCAGCAACAGCAGCAACCCGGGGCACGGUGGAUGAACAAACGGGCGGAGGAGGAGUACCAGCGAGCUAUGGAGUAUAUUGUCGAUAAGGACUUUAAUCUGGAUGAAUUCGGUGACCCUUUCGACGACCGGGAUAUGGAGGAGGAAAUAUUCUAG
Aspergillus thermomutatus is the source of this 459-nucleotide messenger RNA. RefSeq lists its product as uncharacterized. The coding region runs from base 1 to 459 and encodes 152 amino acids. The transcript is spliced from 3 exons. Lineage: Eukaryota; Fungi; Ascomycota; Eurotiomycetes; Eurotiales; Aspergillaceae. The record is from RefSeq and is a predicted model, not a curated record.